AUUUUGAAACUUUGGCUGCUUCUUUAUUCCAAUAAUGAAUCUCUCACAAUGCUUAUAUAUAUGAUUGUCCUCUUGCUCUGCAAACCCAAGCCUUAACUAUUACAAUUUGGUGGUUUGCUUCCUUACCAAAAUCACCAACAAUGGCCAAAAUCGCUUUAGGAUCUCAACGAGAGGCCACCCAGCCUGACUGCAUCAAGGCCCUUAUCGUGGAGUUCAUUACCACCUUCUUCUUCGUCUUCGCUGGUGUCGGAGCAGCUAUGGCCGCUGAUAAGCUAGUGGGAGGAUCUCUAGCUGGCUUGCUUUUUAUUGCUUUGGCUCAUGCACUUGUGGUGGCUGUGAUGAUAUCUGCCGGUCAUAUUUCCGGUGGUCAUCUUAAUCCAGCUGUUACUUUAGGUCUCCUUGCUGGCGGUCAUAUUACUGUCUUCCGAUCCAUCCUUUACUGGAUUGACCAAUUGAUAGCAUCAACUGUUGCUUGUCUCCUCCUAAGCUAUCUCACAGGAGGACUGGCUACUCCGGUGAUUACAUUGGCAAGUGGAGUGGGCUACGCACAAGGCGUGGUGUGGGAGAUUGUACUGACUUUCUCCCUGCUAUUCACCGUCUACGGCACUAUAGUAGACCCCAAGAAGGGCGCAAUUGAUGGACUGGGUCCAUUGCUUACUGGACUCGUAGUUGGGGCUAACAUCUUAGCCGGUGGGUCAUUCUCCGGCGCCGCCAUGAACCCAGCACGAGCCUUUGGUCCGGCAUUGGUGAGCUGGAACUGGACUCACCACUGGGUUUACUGGGUUGGUCCCCUUAUUGGUGGUGGGUUGGCUGGGUUCAUCUAUGAAAAUUUCUUCAUCACAAGAUCUCAUCUUCCUCUUCCAAAUGAUGAAGAAAAUUACUGAAAUGCUCCUUACCUUCAUGUAAUUUAGCACUUUUGGCCCCUCCUUCUUCAGUGUAUUAAUUUUCUGUGUGUUUUUCCUGUGAUUUCAUGUCAUCAAUGUGGGUAUUUUGCAUGAUAUUCUACUCUUUGUUACUAGUUUUAUGCACUAAUUAUGUGGAUUCCUUA
Manihot esculenta (cassava) is the source of this 1048-nucleotide messenger RNA. Its product is annotated as aquaporin TIP4-1. Gene Ontology annotation, molecular function: water channel activity. The record is from RefSeq and is a predicted model, not a curated record. Lineage: Eukaryota; Viridiplantae; Streptophyta; Magnoliopsida; Malpighiales; Euphorbiaceae. Gene Ontology annotation, biological process: water transport; transmembrane transport. The transcript is spliced from 3 exons. Gene Ontology annotation, cellular component: membrane. The coding region runs from base 141 to 884 and encodes 247 amino acids.